Molecule: messenger RNA, 5411 nt
Organism: Ananas comosus (pineapple)
Lineage: Eukaryota; Viridiplantae; Streptophyta; Magnoliopsida; Poales; Bromeliaceae
Product: UDP-glucose:glycoprotein glucosyltransferase
Exons: 37
Coding region: 177-5072 (1631 amino acids)
Cellular component (GO): endoplasmic reticulum
Molecular function (GO): UDP-glucose:glycoprotein glucosyltransferase activity
Source: RefSeq, a predicted model, not a curated record
CGCGACCAGGUCGGCGGCGAAGUCCACUCGCGUCGGAUCUCUCCAACCUCUCUCUCUCUCUCUCCCCACUCUCUCUCUCCCACACUCUCUUUCGAACCCUAACCCUAACUCUAAAUGGGAUCGAUCCUGCGUUGAUAAUCGCCUAUUGAUCCCGCGUCCGAAGUCGAAGCUCUCCCAUGGAGCGGCUCCGCCUCAGAUCGUCCUCCUCCAAGGCCGUGGUCGUCUCUCUCCUCCUCCUAUUCCUCCUCUUCGGCUUCGCCGGGAACUUAGCCGGAGCCGAGACCCCGAGGCCGAAGAACGUCCAAGCGUCGCUCCGGGCGAAGUGGGCGGGGACUCCAUUGUUGCUCGAAGCCAACGAGUUGCUUUCUAAAGAAUGGAAGAAUCUGUUCUGGGAGUUCAUUGAUCUUUGGAUAGAGCCAGAUAAAGGUUCCGAAUGCUUGACAGCCAAAUGUUGCCUCCAGAAAAUCGUUGAGGAUGCACAGUCACUUUUAAGUGAAUCUUUGGGAUCAGUUUUUGAGUUCUCUCUUACUCUCCGGUCAGCAUCACCUAGAUUAGAGCUGUACAGGAAGCUGGCGCAGGACUCUUUGUAUUCUUCAGAUUAUGGCAAAUCAGAGCAAGUCAAUAAUGAUGCUAAUGAAGAGCAUUUUCAGAAAAAUACAAAUCCAAUUUCUGGAGGAACUUGUUGUUGGGUAGACACUGGUAAUGUGCUGCUUACUAAUGUGAGUGGUCUACUUCAAUGGCUUGAGGACUCAUCCAAACUAGCUGUGGACUCUUCUGAGCAGCCUGAGCUUUUUGAAUUUGAUCACGUUUACCCCCAUUCAAGCAUUACUGGUCCAGUUGCUAUAUUAUAUGGGGCUGUUGGGACAGAGUGCUUCAAAGAGUUUCAUGUUAUCCUAGUGGAGGCAUCUAAAAAGGGAAAAGUGAAGUAUGUGUUGCGGCCUGUGCUGCCGUCUGGAUGCCAAGCUAAGUCUAGCUAUUGCAGUGCCGUUGGUUCUGUAGAUGCAGUUACUUUGGCUGGUUAUGGGGUUGAGCUUGCUUUGAAAAACAUGGAGUACAAGGCUAUGGAUGACACUGCAGUAAACAAAGGUGUUACUUCCGAAGAUUCUAGGACUGAAGACCUCAGUCAAGAAGUUAGAGGGUUUAUAAUUUCCAAAAUCUUGGAACGCAAGCCAGAGCUUACAACUGAGGUCAUGGCUUUCAGAGAUUAUUUAUUAUCAUCAACAAUAUCCGACACAUUGGAAGUUUGGGAACUGAAGGACCUGGGUCAUCAAACUGCACAAAGGAUUGUUCAUGCAUCUGAUCCUUUACUGUCAAUGCAAGAAAUCAAUCAAAACUUUCCCAGUGUAGUUUCUUCACUAUCUCGCAUGAAGCUUGAUGCCUCUAUCAAGGAUGAAAUACUUGCAAACCAGCGAAUGGUCCCUCCUGGCAAGUCUUUAAUGGCCUUGAAUGGUGCCCUAAUCAGUAUCGAGGAUAUCGAUCUCUACCUGUUAAUGGAUUUGGUUCAUGAAGAAUUGUCGCUGGCCGAUCAGUUUUCGAAAGUGCAGAUUCCUCAAAGCACCAUUCAGAAGCUGUUGUCAGCAGCGCCACCAGUCGACUCUAAUGCUUUUCGUGUUGAUUUUCGUUCGUCUCAUGUUCACUAUCUUAAUAACUUGGAGGAAGAUAACAUGUACAAGAGGUGGAGAAGUAACAUCAAUGAGAUAUUAAUGCCAGUAUUUCCCGGUCAGCUCCACUACAUACGGAAAAAUUUGUUUCAUGCUGUUUAUGUACUUGAUCCUGCUACACCUUGUGGCGUCGAGACUAUCGACAUGCUUCUAUCUCUCUAUCAAAGUAGUGUACCGAUGAGGUUUGGAGUGAUACUGUACUCCUCAAAACUUGUCAACAUUAUUGAAGAAAAUGGUGGCAAUCUUCCGUCAUUGUCGGAUGGCACCAAAAAUAGGGAAGACAUUUCCAGCUUGAUAAUACGCCUUUUCCUGUACAUCAAAGAAACAUACACAACACAUUUGGCUUUCGAGUUUCUUAGCAAUAUACAAAAACAAUGGAGUGAUGUUGACAAUUUUAAUGAAGAAAUGCUUGAAGCACAUCAUGUUGAAGGAGCAUUUGUUGAUACUUUGUUGUCAAAGGCUAAAUCCCCUCCUCAAGAUGUGUUACUAAAAAUCGAAAAAGAAACCAAAUAUAAAGAGGCUGCUGAAGAGAGUUCCCUUGUUGUUUUUAAGCAAGGUUUAUUUAAACUUCGGUGCUGCCUGUUGAUGAAUGGCCUUGUGUAUGAACCAACUGAGGAUUCCACCAUGCAUGCUAUGAAUGAAGAACUUCCUAGGAUUCAAGAACAAGUUUAUUAUGGUCAUAUCAACUCUCACACAGAUGUGUUAGACAAGUUCCUUUCAGAGAGUGGUUACGGACGCUACAACCCAUCUAUUAUUGGAGAUGACAAGGGCAAGAAAAAGUUUGUUUCCCUCUUUGCAUCGUUUCUUCAGAGCGAUUCUGUACUUCAUGACAUUGCCUACUUACAUUCUCAUGGAUCUGUGGAUGAUUUGAAGCCAGUGACACAUCUUCUUGCUGUGAAUGUUGCUUCUAGGUCAGGGUUAAAAGUGCUGCAUGAGGGGAUACGUUACCUGAUGGGAGGAUCUGAAAGAGCCCGCAUUGGUUUACUGCUCUAUGUCGCUGGUGAUGCUUCAAGAUCUGCUUUCCUUUUAGAUAAGAUUUUUGGAAAGACUGCCUCCUCAUUCAGUAACAAGGAGAAAGUCUUCGACUUCCUGCAUGAACUGUGCACCUUCUAUGAGAACUUGUACAUGUCUGGGUCUUUGGUGGAUUCUGAUGGCGUCAGUAUAAUUUCGGAAAAGGUUUAUGAACUAGCUGGGGAGAAUGGACUCCCAGUUGAAGAGUAUGAAGCAAUCUUCACAAGCUUUUCUUUUGACAAGGAUCAGGAAAAAAGGGAUAAGGUUUCAAACUUUUUAUUUGGGCAGCUUGGGCUUGAAUUUGGCUCUAAUGCUGUGAUUACAAAUGGACGGAUAUUUACAUUAAAUGACGGGAACUCCUUCCUAAGUGAUGAUCUUGGUCUUUUGGAUUCUGUGGAGUAUAACCUACGAAUAAAAUACAUUGUAGACAUUAUUGAAGAGGUGGAGUGGGUAGAUGUUGAUCCAGACUACUUAACAAGCAAAUUUUAUAGUGAUCUUGUUAUGGUGGUUUCAUCAUCCUUGUCUAUCCGCGAACGAAGUUCAGAGAGAGCACGUUUUGAAAUUCUCAAUGGAGAACACAGUGCUGUCAUUCUAAAUGGUGUGAAUUCAAGUAUACACAUUGAUGCUGUUAUCGAUCCAUUAAGUCCUGCUGGGCAAAAGCUUUCUCCGCUUCUCUUGGUACUUUGGAGACGCAUUCACCCUAGCAUGAGAAUUGUGCUUAAUCCAAUUAGUUCUCUUGCGGACCUUCCUUUGAAGAACUACUACAGAUUUGUUCUUCCCUCAAUGGAUGACUACAGCACCACCGAUUAUUCCGUACAUGGCCCUAAAGCAUUCUUUCCAAAUAUGCCUUUGUCCAAGACACUCACCAUGAACAUUGAUGUUCCGGAACCAUGGCUUGUUGAGCCAGUUGUUGCCAUCCAUGACUUGGACAAUAUUUUGUUAGAGAACCUACAUGAUGUGAGGACCUUGCAAGCAGUGUUUGAACUUGAAGCACUUCUUCUGACAGGUCACUGUUCAGAAAAGGAUCGGGACCCACCCCGAGGACUCCAGUUGAUUCUCGGUACAAAACAAAGGCCUCAUUUGGUGGAUACACUUGUCAUGGCAAACUUGGGCUACUGGCAAAUGAAAGUUUCUCCUGGGGUAUGGUAUCUACAGCUUGCUCCCGGUCGAAGCUCAGAGCUCUACAUGUUGAAGGAAACUGGAAAUGGAAACAAAUCUUAUCCGUCUUCCAAGCUUAUUACUAUAAAUGACUUCAGGGGUAAACUUAUACACUUAGAGGUUCAGAAGAGAAGAGGAAAGGAACACGAGGACUUGUUAAAUGCUUCUGGUGACGACCAACUUCAGGAAAAGAAGAAGGAAAGCAAUAACAGGUGGAAUACCAAUAUUUUGAAGUGGGCGUCUGGGUUGAUUGGUGGAAAUGGAUCGUCAAGAAAGCAAAAUGAGACUAUCCUGGAUCUAAAGGGUGGAAGGCAUGGGGAGACAAUUAAUAUAUUUUCUGUUGCUUCUGGACACCUCUAUGAGCGCUUCCUCAAGAUCAUGAUAUUGAGUGUUCUUAAGAAUACUCUACGACCAGUCAAAUUUUGGUUCAUAAAAAAUUAUCUCUCCCCUCCAUUCAAGGAUGUUAUCCCAUAUAUGGCACAAGAGUAUGGAUUUGAGUAUGAGCUUAUCACCUACAAGUGGCCCACAUGGUUGCACAAACAGAAGGAGAAGCAGCGGAUCAUUUGGGCUUAUAAAAUCUUAUUUCUUGAUGUCAUAUUUCCUCUUUCGCUCAAGAAGGUAAUUUUUGUUGAUGCAGAUCAAGUUGUUAGAGCAGACAUGGGAGAGCUCUAUGACAUGGAUCUGAAAGGGAGGCCUCUUGCGUAUACACCAUUCUGUGACAAUAAUAAAGAGAUGGAUGGAUAUCGAUUUUGGAGACAGGGUUUCUGGAAGGAUCAUUUACGAGGAAAACCCUACCAUAUAAGUGCUUUAUAUGUUGUUGAUCUGGUCAAGUUUCGGCAAAUGGCGGCUGGUGAUACGCUGAGGGUAUAUUAUGAAACCCUCAGCAAGGAUCCCAACAGUCUCUCCAAUCUUGAUCAGGACCUUCCAAACUAUGCGCAGCACACGGUACCGAUAUUCUCUCUCCCACAAGAAUGGUUAUGGUGUGAGUCUUGGUGUGGGAACGCGACGAAGUCAAGGGCAAAGACCAUUGAUCUCUGCAACAAUCCCAUGACAAAGGAGCCAAAGCUACAGGGUGCUAGAAGAAUAAUAUCCGAGUGGGUUGAUCUCGAUGCGGAGGGGAGAAGAGUAACCGAAAAAAUCUUAGGGGAACAACUAGAGCCACCCGAGUCAGUUCCACCUCCACCACCUGACAGUUCAAAAGGCGAUAACAAUGAAGAUACAGAAUCCAAGUCUGAGUUGUGAGUUUUCACAUAGGUUUUAUUUAAAUUUCUAUAUUUAACAAACUUCUCUCUUUAAUUGCUUUCAAGAUCAAAGCAUUCAAUUUGGUGCUUCGCCUCAGCAAAAUGGUCUUGAAUCAUACAUUCACGAGUCCAUGACACUAGGGCAAAAUGCCCAGCAAAUCAUUUUUUCGGGCAGAUAUCUCUUCAUGAGACAUUUUUGUAGGGUAAAUGUCUUUGGGUUAACCCAAGAGGGGAAAAUUAGUGCCUUUUUUUUAAAAAAACUUUUUACUUUUAUUUUGAUGAUAGUGUUAUCCGACAUUAGAAUUUAUCAAAUAAUAACAGUUGUUGACUCUUUUCUCUA